AUGCAUUUUAGCAACAAGUCCGCGGGGUCGACCCAGAACAGUAGCAACUCAUGUCCUGAAGGAGACUACAAUACGGUCCUCAAAUACCUGCUGCUGCCCAUCAGCUUCUCUUUGCUCUUCUUAUUCGGCCUCUCGCUGAACGCCUUCACGCUAUUCUUCAUCAAGUUCCGCACAAAGCACUGGACCCCGUUCACCAUCUACAUGCUCAACCUGACCGUGUGCGACACCCUGUUUGUCUUAAUGCUGCCCGUGGCGAUCUACCAUCAGGUCAAAGAUUGGCCCUUUGGCGAGCCACUCUGCAAAAUCACCUUCUUUGUCGUAAACGCCAAUCACUAUGGCUCCAUUCUUUUCCUGUCCGUCAUCAGUCUGCAUCGCUUCAUUGGUAUCUGCUACCCGGUCCGUUCCCUCAGCUGGAACAGCACUCGACGCGCAAAGCUGGUGUCCGUGGGCGUGUGGGCCUGUGUGCUCUCUAGUCAGGCACCCAUUCUCUACUUCUCCGGGACCGAGAAGUACGGCAAGGACAUUCUUUGCAUAGAAGACGGGGGGCUCCUGGAUGACUUCCUGGUCUACAGCUCCGUGAUCUCCGUGGUGAUGUUCGUCCUGCCCUUCAUGGUGGUGAUGGUGUGCUACGGCCUGAUGUUGCGCAAGUUGCUGGAGCCCAGCUGGGGAUCAGGGGAGGGCCAGCAGGGGCUCCGGGCGGCCCACCGCACCAAGCAGAAGGCGUUGAAGAUGAUCAUCAUCGUGCUGAUGACGUUCAUGUUCUGCUUCCUGCCCUUCCACAUCUCCAAGAGCCUAACAUUUUGUUUGGAUCUUCCUUCUGUGUCUCCUGAUCAGAUGACCUGUGAACAACUGGACGCGUCCUACAUAGCCUACCAGCUGACCUUGCUGAUGGCCAGCGCCAACAGCAUAAUGGACCCCAUCCUCUACUUUAUGGCUGGCCAAGACUUCCGUAAAACCAUGAAGAAGAAGAAGCAGAAAAAAGCGGAAAACAUCCUUCCAGAAUGUGCAAAGCUUUGUGUGUGA
This is a messenger RNA of Gadus morhua (Atlantic cod), 1023 nucleotides long. Its product is annotated as P2Y purinoceptor 2-like. NCBI's taxonomy places the organism in Eukaryota, Metazoa, Chordata, Actinopteri, Gadiformes, Gadidae. Gene Ontology annotation, biological process: G protein-coupled receptor signaling pathway. The coding region runs from base 1 to 1023 and encodes 340 amino acids. The record is from RefSeq and is a predicted model, not a curated record. Gene Ontology annotation, cellular component: plasma membrane. Gene Ontology annotation, molecular function: G protein-coupled UTP receptor activity; A1 adenosine receptor binding. The transcript is spliced from 6 exons.